AUGCCGCGCGCGACGCCGCGCAUCGGGUUCGACGUCAUCGCGCGCGCGUCGGGAUGCGUCGACGCGCGACGCGCUCGACGCGCGCGCGCGUGGCGUCCGCGCGCGUCCGCCGGCGGCGGCGACGACGACGCCGCGCGCGCGGACGACGGCGACGACGUCGCGGAUGUCGUGCGCACCGCGCGCGCGGGCGUGGGUGGGAUCGAAUGGGCGACGACGUCCACGCGGGAAGACGCGCGCGACGGGGCGACGACGGCGGCGCGCGUGUGCAUCGUGGGAUGCGGGCCGGGAGACCCGGGUCUGUUAACCUUGCGGGCGUUUCAGUUGAUGCGUCGGGCGGACGUGGUGUUGUACGAUAGAUUGGUGUCGAAUGAGAUAUUAAACCUGGUGCGAACAGAGGCGAGGAUGGUGUACGUCGGGAAGCGCGCGGGAUUUCACACGCGGACGCAAGAGGAGAUACACGCGCUGUUGUCGGCGUUCGCCGAGCGCGGGGCGCUCAUUUUGAGGUUAAAGGGCGGCGAUCCGUUGGUAUUCGGACGCGGUGGCGAAGAGUUUGAGUUUCUACGGGAGAAGAAUCCGGACGUGCGGGUGGAGGUCGUUCCGGGCAUCACCGCGGCGUCGGGCGUGGGGAGCGAGCUCGGGAUUCCGCUCACGCAUCGAGGCGUCGCGACGUCGGUGCGAUUGCUCACGGGUCAUUUACGAGAGGGCGCGCGCGAGCGCGGCGAAGACCCGGUGGAUUUCGCGGUGACGAGCGCGGAUGCGGACACGACUUUGGUCGUCUACAUGGGUCUCGGCACGCUUCCUCGAUUGAGCGAAAAACUCAUCGAGAGCGGUUUCCCUCGCGACGCGCCCGCGGUGGCCGUCGAGCGCGGGACCACGGUUGACGAACGCCGUGUGUUCAGCUCGAUAGAGCACCUCCCCGAAGCCGCGCGCGAGUGCGAGUUGGUCUCCCCGACGUUGAUCAUCAUCGGCAAGACGUGCGUCCUGAGUCCGCACUGGCCUUACGCCGCGGGCGUCCGCGUCGGCGUCGACGGCGUCCCGCGUUGGAUCGCGUCCAGCGGCAGCGUCCGCGCCCCCGAGGAUCUCAACGACUGGCGCGCGUGGCUCGACGUCGAUCUUACCUGUACGCGUCACGAAUCACCCGCGAAAGUCAUUCACGCCGACGGUAUUUUGUAA
Messenger RNA from Ostreococcus tauri, 1173 nucleotides. Its product is annotated as Uroporphyrin-III C-methyltransferase. The transcript has a single exon. The record is from RefSeq and is a predicted model, not a curated record. Gene Ontology annotation, molecular function: uroporphyrin-III C-methyltransferase activity. The coding region runs from base 1 to 1173 and encodes 390 amino acids. Gene Ontology annotation, biological process: siroheme biosynthetic process. NCBI's taxonomy places the organism in Eukaryota, Viridiplantae, Chlorophyta, Mamiellophyceae, Mamiellales, Bathycoccaceae.